AUGGGUGAGUCUGUGCAUGUUAUAUCAGCCCAUUUUGUCUUGCACCCUUUAUCAUUAUAAAACCUACAUCAAAUGGAACUCCUCAAUAGAAUCUCCAUGUCUUUUCAGACGCUUUCAGACCUACUUAAUGGCCCAGUCUGGAGAAAUCCUGUGGUGAUAUGCAGGAAUUACACAUUAGGAUUUUACCCAGUUUAUGCUCCUGCUUGAGCUUUAGGAUCUGUCUCACUCUAGUUUUGUAACCAGCAGCUUCCUCAACCUUGCUGUGGCAUGCUUAAUAUCACCUUGCUUCUUAGGGGGUUGCUCUACAUACUAUGUGCUUGCUUUGCAUCCUGUGUGCAUUUUUGGUUCCCUGCAAACAUAUGCUGGCCAUCUAUACCAGUAAAUGAGCAGGUGCAGUGGUAGUGAGAGGUUUCUGGCAAGUUGGAAAAGAUCCCUUAUUUUUCUCCAUUUGGCAAACAGAUGAUUUUAGCUGCUGCAAGGUUAUGCGAGAGAGAGGGGUUAUUUUUAUGUACCUCGAGGCUGCUGCUUAUCAUCCGAACGUACUGAAAUGCUACCUACCGUCUCUCUUAAAUUUAGCUUUGUGAAGAAUGUAAAUUAUACCUUUUGAGAUGUGAGAGCUACAGUUUGUAGUACAGGUGUUGCUAACCUUUUUGGACCAGUGGGCACACCUUGAAUUUUGAGAGAGUGCUGGGUGGCACCAGUCACAAAAUAGGUGCCCUUGGGAGUGUGGCAUACCAUAAAACUAGGUAGCCAUCCCUGACAACGUUAUGCUUACCAUAGGAAGCCAGCUAUGAGUCCUGACUAAGUGUCUGGGAUACCAGUUAAAACCUAAUUUGUGGACACCAGGUUGACAAUCCCUGUUGUAGUGUAUAUGAUUGCUCAAGGUUUUUGCCAAGUUACCUUGAUUUCUGUAUGAAGCUUGUUACAAGUGUGAACAAAGUUCAUGCAUGGUCUCUUUCUGGUGUUUUCCUUUCUUGGGGUUUGUAUUUGCUUCUUUGGCAUUUGUUAUUUCACUGGUAUGUAGUCUACGGGGAAUUUCUCCUGCCGAAGUCCCAGCUGCGCCACCUGGAAAUUCCUGUUUGCUUAACAGGAGCUUGCAGAAGUGAAAACCUCUCUUGGAUUGUGUACACUUUCUUUCUUCCUGAGAAUCAUACACUAAGGAGCUUUUCCCUUUCAGAUGAAACUGCCGAUUGUAUGAAGAUGGAGGCUGGAGACUAUGGGUUAGCUAAUCACACUUCUGUGUUCAAGACUCUUCCUCUACAGCAGAACGCUCUCUCAGGAGAUCAGCUUCCAUUGUCUGGCAACAAGGUUUGAGAAUGAGCUGCUUUUAUUUCUUAGCUGUAUUUAUUUAUUUAUUUAUUACUGUAAUUUUUCCUCCAAAAGUAAUGAGGCUAAUUUUUGCUCUUUGAAUUAUAACACUUGGCUGCAACCUCAACUUCUCAAUGUUGAUUGGUUAGUUGGAAGUGUUGCAGUCUACUGGCUGCUGGAAUGGGGGUGGUGUUCCAUUGUGGUGAAAGCCCAAUCCCCACUCAAGUGGGCAGUAAGAGACCACUGGCAGAAUGUGGUGUUUGGAUUGCUGGCCCCCUUUUAGGAUUGCUUUGCCUUUAACUUGGUUGAUAUCAAUAUAUACCAAAUAGAAUGAAGUUGGGGACAUAUCCAGCUGUUCUAAUGGAGCUUCAGAUAUUUAUCUUCUACAAGUUUGUUGUUAUUAUUAUUAAAAAAAUUAUGCCAUAGAUCUCAGGGCAGUUCACCGUGAGCGUGUGAAGAUGAAUUUGUAUUCAGGGCCACUGGGUUUAUUAUUUCAUACCAUAAAAUAAAGUAAAACUUUCUACUGUCAAUUAGAACUAGACAGCUGCAUAAUUACUAAGUGAGUUGGAAGGGCAGAAGUCAUGUAGAGGUUUUCUAGGAGAUAACAGAAAUCACUGGGUUAAAUAAAGCUGACCAAAAGUCCAGAGGUGGCAUUAUUUUCAAUUUACGAUGGGGUGGAAGGUUCACAGGCUAUGAAGGAUUUGCUCACAAAUUUAUUGACAGCUGCACGAAUUAUUAUAGCUAGGAAGUGGAAGGGCAAGCAGAAUAUAAAAUGGAAGAAUGGUAUAAAGAGAUUUAUAUAGCUAUUAAUUAUAAAUUAACAUGUGCCAUUAACAUAAGACAGGGAAUAUGCAGAAGAAAUGAUUUUGAGGAGAUACAGAGGGUGUAGAAGUUGUACUGUUAAAACGGAAAGGGGUCAAACCAUCGCAAGAGAUGUUGAACUUUUGGGAGGUUGGAUAGUUACAAUGGAAUGGUCUCAGUGGUGGGGUGCACAUUUUUAUUCUUAUUUAUUUAUGAUUAUUACUUUGUCAAAAAAAGAAAUAAGUCAUGUAGAGAAAGAUGUUGAGGUUUAUAAUGUGUCACUAUUUCAUAAUUCCCCUAAGCUUCAAUGUAGGAAGGCUGAAGACAAUCAAAAGGCAUUAUUAUUAGUUGGCCAUAGGUAUGUGAUUAGUUCUGCAGCGUUUCCAAACUUUGAAUGCAGCAUUGUAUCCUAAAUGAGCCAUUCCUUACAUUUGCGUAAUCUUUUUUAGGAUAUUUUCAAGUUGCAAAAUUCUAGAGGUUCUCCAUAUAUUUCAGGUCUAGUUUCACUUAUAACAUUGUGGCUAAUGAUAAUAAGAGUUGCACAGUUCUUCUAUUACGCAUGAAAACACACACACACACACUUCACCCAGACGUGAUCCUUCCUUUGAAUAUAUUCUGAUUUUAUGGCCUCUUUUGUGCAGUUUUCAUCAAACAAGUUUGAUCGUCUGGAGAGGCCUUUUACUUGUCCAACUGGAAAUACUUCCUGCAGUUUCGGCUAUUAUUCAGGUAAGGCGAGGCUGACUUGGGUUCAUUGAAAAACCAAUUCAAAGCUUUUAAAAUAUGUGCUGAUUGUAACACUGCAGUGAAAUUUCCUGCUGCCUUGCUCUAGUUUAUGGUUGAGUCUAAACUUCUACUGUAUAGAGGAAUGCAUUUGACCAAAUGGAUGCCUUAUUUCUACUGAAAUAUUCCUUAAGAACAUAAAGUGUCCUACUGGGUUCUUAUCCAGGUCCAUCUAACCCACCACCCUUUAUUCUUAGGGUGGAAAUCAGCAUUAUGCUAAGUUGAUUGCUCUGUCAGUGCAAGCAUUUCUGCCUGCCAAACGGAAAACCUCCCUCCACAUACUAUACUGGGGGUUUUCUGUUUCACUGAAUCCGAUUCACAAUGGCCAACUAUAUGCCCAAGGGUAGCCUACAAGCCAGACAUUAGUACAGCAGUUCUCCCCCCCCCCCCAGGGAUGUGCCACAGUAACUGAUAUUCAUACAGCCUUUGAUACACAACCAUCAUAACGAGCAGCUACUUAAAGCUUAGCCUUCAUUAAUUUGGCUAACACCUCCCUAAUUAUUAUUAUUAUUAAUUUCUACCCUGCCCAUCUGGCUCGGUUUCCCCAGCCACUCUGGGUGGCUCCCAACAAAAUUAAAAGCAUAAUAAAGCAUCAAACAUUAAAAACGUCCCUAAACAGGGCUGCCUUCAGAUGUCUUCUAAAAGUCAGAUAGUUUAUUUCCUGGACGUCUGAUGGGAGGGCGUUCCACAGGGUGGGCGCCACUACUGAGAAGGCCCUCUGUCUGGUUCCCUGUAACCUCACUUCUCACUUUAAAGCUGUCCAAGUUCCUUUGUAUUCGCUAGAUGCUUCUUGAUUUAGUUUAGUGUCUUGCAGUGAGCAUGUUAAAUUAUAGGACCCUGUUCUGUAUUCUUGGGGCCCAGUCUUAUCCAGAGCAGACUGUGGUCCAGAGGCCAAGUUCAUUUUGCAACGCAGACUAAACUUGGGCUCCGUAAUAAAAGUUGAUGUUACCAGCAAUAAAGAGUUAACAGUUACCGAGUACAUGUGUGUUGCUGUAUUUUACGUGUAUGCAUAACACACUACAAACAUGAUGCAUUUUGUCUCACUUUGAUUUUUCUGCAUAAUAUUAAACUGAAAUGCUUUUGUUUUUGAAAUGUAUGAAUAAACCUGGGAAGACCUUUUACUACAUUUUUGCUUAUAGUUCAGUACAGUCUGGAAUAUGGGCUGCCAGGUGACCAGACCUGGGUUAACCAGUGAUCUCCUCCCGAGUACCAUUUAAUUGGGAUUAUGUUGCCGAAAAUCAUGCAGGUACUCUUAAAAGAACAGGCUGCAGUUCACAACCAGAGCAACUAGCUUGCUAAAUAGUGAGACAGGCUUGUUGCAGUUUUACUGGUGGAAUCUCAUUUGAAACUUCUAUAGCCUUUUUAGUUAAUUGAUACUAACUAGGGAGAUGCAAAUACAUUCCUGGAGCUCCUCUGAAGCCCUGUCAUGCUUGAUACAAUUAGGUUGUUUGUAAGGGAUAACUUGGGAGUGAAUCGGUUGGCUUUUCAUUUAUUGUUCAGUGCUUCUUUCUCACAGGACCUCCAUCCCCUGAGAGGUAUCAGGCAGCAGGAGUGCAAAGACCAUUUGGAACAAGUGCUAAUGGGCAGUGGAGGAAUUGUGAUUCUACUCUGGGUCCUGUUUUACAGAAGCCUAGAGCAAACCGCAGCAUAUAUUUUGAUGCACGCAAAAGUCAAAGGUACAUUUGGUUUCACUAGAUUUUGUUCUGUAUUCAUAAAAUUUAGCAGUGCUUUGGUGGGGUAGUGUAUGGAGUUUAUAUAUUUUGAUUUUCGUAUUGUAAGCAGAAAACUGUGGGGUGGGAAUUCUUAAUGAUAAUGAAAGCCUGCUCCAGAAUAUUCCCCAUCUACUGGAAGAAGAUGGUUUGUCACAGUGAGCCUGAAGUUAUUCUCUUCGAGAGGAGGAGGAAAGCAGUGCUACCUUUUAACUUUUCCAAAGUAUGAGGCAGGGUUGCUGUGGCUUUCUGCUUGGGUUUAUGCAGCAUGGAAAACAAAAAUCUGAAUAGCUUUAUAGUACUGGCUUACUAAUCGAAUACCUUGAACUUUUUCUGCAGUGCGACAUCAAAUUCCUUUGCAGGGAAAUCGAAUCACCAUUGCCAUAUUUCUGCAUUUGAAAAAUCCUUUCCAAUUAAGUCUGUUACUAGUCCAUCAUGGAGUGCUCCAUGCCGUCGGAGCUUACUAAGUCCCAAGAAAUCCCAAAGGAGAUCCAUCAGCACCGCAGAAGAGGUAGGUGAAGGGAAAAAGGAGAGAGAAUAAAGUUUCCUGUGUGAGAGGAGCCUUAUGCUUUGACUUCUCAUGGGUUUUACAGAUUUAUCCCUCCCCCCAAUUGUUUUGUGCUGGGGGUGACAUCUCUCAUAGUGUUUGGCUUAAUUUCCCUAUUACCACAGAAGGGUUUGCUAGACAUGCACACGUCUUUGACUACGUUUGACUGAUCUCUCUGAUCUUGGGUUGUGGGGGAGAUAUGGGCCUAGACUAAGAGGAGUAGAAAAAUCAGGGGUUGAGUAGAUUAAGGGAACUACUUGGGAAAGGAGUCCUUGGAAAGGAAGGAAUAGAUGGAUAAAGGAAAGAGGGGAAGAGAACAUGAGUAGGGAAGAAAGAUAAAUCUACAGAUGUGAAGACAUGCCCUUAGACCAAUUAGUAGGUGUGUCCAAACAAAUAAGCCAAAUCAUACACUAUUAUGUUUUACUGUUCACAGUCUUGCAGUGCUGGGAAGAGGCAUUUUAUUCUUCUCUACGACCCUUUUCUUUGAAAUCUUUAGAGCAUCUGACCCUGAUCUUUGGUUUCUUCUUGCGUAUUGGUGUUUGUGAAUUUUGGAAUUAAGCAGUGUAUUAAAAAAUACAUAAAAAGAAUUUUGCCUCUCAUGAUGUGUGUCUUUGUCACAGAGCCUUAAACCAUUAGGUUUUUUUGUUGGUUUUUCUUUUUAAGUGAAAACCUUUGGUGUCUGGUAGAUAAAUAUGUGGAUUCUUUCUAUACUACAGGAUGUUGGAUGUCUCUGCAGAGCCAAGAUUGAACUGUUUGGCUGGUUGAAAUAUGUAUGUUUAUUUCUCCACAGACAGUUCGAGAGGAAGAAAAAGAGAUUUACAGGCAGCUGAUUCAAAUGGUUACAGGGAAGAAAUGCUCAGUCUCAAAGUCCUCUUCGUUGUUGUCUCUCAACCUGUGAGUCUCUGAAAUACACUGCUAGCUCAUUAUCUUCCUCAUGUUUUCAGUUUGUUGGUGGAAGCCCUGAUCUUUUUUGUUUGUUUGUUUUCAGACCCAGAUGCACAGGUUCCAAUAAAAACCUUGUGAAAGAAGCUGAAAAUCAGAGUAGGAAACCUUUUGAAGCUUAUUGUCCCACCGCAGGCAACCAAUCAUCCGGUGUUCUCAGGACUCAGGAGCAACACUCUCACAAACCACUGCCACAUCCAGUCCAUAAUUUCCCUUCACGUGUUACCUUUGAGGCCAAGGACACCAAUACAGCAGCUCGGCAAAAUAGUGUGUCGGCAUUGGAUGUGCAUGCUGAAGGUGAAAACAAUAGAUAAGAAUUAGACUCUUCUUCCUCCUGCUCAGCCCUUCUUAGUUUUUACUUUCUGAAGAUCAUUAACAGAUUGUUGCAACAUAUUUGUAAGAUGGCCUAUAUGUUUCCUUGCAAUCCAUUCCCAAUCUCGUUUACAUGGAAGUAAUUUCCACAUUCAGAUGGCCUGCAUUCAGGAUUGCAACUUAAGGCAAUUAUUAUUAUUAUUAUUAUUAUUAUUAUUAUCUACAAUCGCGUAAUAAACUGAUAGCUAAACUGAAACCCACAAAACAAAAUGGGAGGAUCUGGAUGGUAUGGAUUUGUUUUAAAGAGGUGCAUUCAUAAAGAUUAAUAUCUAGUAUUGCUUGUUCUUCAUUUAGGAUCUGACUCUGUCAUAAUGCUCAAUGGCCAAGACUUCAAAUCUCCAGCACCAAGGUAAGUGUCUUCCUUGUGCGGACCACAGCUGAGAGCUCCCCUUGAUGCAAAAUAGAGGGGGAAAGGUUCUAACAGAGAAAGUGGUGUUCAAGUCCUAUUGAAAUUGAUAGGACAAGUUAGUUACAUUCACCUUAGCAAGCUCCGUUAGUGGAAGCCCUGUGCAAGGACUUCCACUGGUACAGCAGGGCUUCCCUCUCUCCUUCCUGCACCCCCUUGACUUGGGCGGGGGGCGGGGUCCAGGCAAACCCAUGAAAGGCAAUGGUGGAGAACACGUAGGAUGUUUUGCCUGGUAAGCUAAAAUGCUUGUACAGAAGGAAUGUUCAUCAUAGGGUGAGGUUGAAUUCCACUCAAAACAUUUAUUGCCCAAUGGGACUGUUACAUUACUUUUGUCCCUUCUGGAUUUGGGCCUGUUGGUUUAGCUUUCUAUGUGUUUUGUCUUACCUAAAUUUAUUUCGCCAGUGGGUUUUAACUCUGUUAUUAGAUUGCUCAGAUGACAGCUUGUAGUAGUAGCUUGGCUACUCAGUGAAGAUUCUGAUCAGUCCACAGCUAGAUUGUGGCCCUCUUUGGGCAGAAAUUUUGGGUUUCAAUCCGGCAAAGCAUCUUGACCACUUUUUCUGAUCUGCAACUAUGAUUAUCAUAAGGGGUUUUUUUUUGUUAGUUUGCUUUUCAAUCUGUAACUUCACAAUCACAUUUUGUUUCUGCUUCCAGGCUGUGAAAGUUAGGAGGCAGGAAAUUGCAGGGAUCAGGGUAUUUAUAGAUGCAGAUACUGUGUGUAUAUAACAUUUUAAAUGCUACCACUUUGUAUUAAAGAAGUAUGUAAAGCCAAGGACAAUACUGUAGUAGUAAGGUAAAGGUAAAGGACCCCUGACAGUUAAGUCCAGUCGCGAACGACUCUGGGGUUGUGGCACUCAUCUUGCUUUACUGGCUGAGGGAGCCGACGUUUGUCCGCAAACAGUUUUUCCAGGUCAUGUGGCCAGCAUGACUAAGCCACUUCUGGCGAACCAGAGCAGCGCACGGAAACGCCGUUUACCUUCCCACUGGAGCGGUACCUAUUUACCUACUUGCACUUUGACGUGCAUUCAAACUGCUAGGUUGGCAAGAGCUGGGGAUUCGAACUGCCGAGCUUCCGAUUGGCAAGCCCUAGGCUUAGUGGUUUAGACCAAAGCGUAUCUAAAGCCAUGGACAAUAACGUAGUAGUAAAACACAUCAUAAAACAAUACAAAAGCAGAGCACAGAAAUUCAAUAUAAUAUGCUCUGUAGGUGGCAGUAUGUGCCAAAUGUAUGUUAAUGGGCAGGGAGUUCAUGGGUGAACAAGUAGACUUACUCCCACAGAGUUAGAGAGUAAUAAUAAUAAUAAUAAUAAUAAUAAAUAAUAAUAUUAAUAAAUAAUAAUAAUAAUAAUAAUAAUAAUAAUAAUUUAUUAUUUAUACCCCACCCAUCUAGCUGGGUUUCCCCAGCCACUCUGGGCAGCUUCCAACAAAACACUAAAAUACAAUAACCUAUUAAACAUUAAAAGCUUCCCUAAACAGGGCUGCCUUCAGAUGUCUUCUAAAAGUUUGGUAGUUAUUUUUCGCUUUGACAUCUGGUGUGAGGGCGUUCCACAGGGCGGGCGCCACUACCGAGAAGGCCCUCUGCCUGGUUCCCUGUAACUUGGCUUCUCGCAGUGAGGGAACCGCCAUAAGGCCCUCGGCACUGGACCUCAGGCAGAAUGAUGGAGGUGGAGACGCUCCUUCACGUAUACUGGACCGAGGCCAUUUAGGGCUUUAAAGGUCAGCACCAACACUUUGAAUUGUGCUUGGAAACGUACUGGGAGUGAGUGUGUUUGUGAGAGGGAGAGAUCUUUCUGUCAUUGCUGCUACUGGCUUCUUCUGUAGCCUGUUUGCAGUGCCAUCUUGUGAGAGAUCCCCAGCACUGCAUCCCUGUCUGCACUUUAUUAGGCAAGCCUCAUGGCCGUUCCAACCUUCUCACUCCUCGGGGCUCCCCAGUGCCCCUUUAAGUUGAAAUUUCUCUUCAUUUGAUUGCAGCCUGUACAGCUGGACUGAGCAACCACCAGUCCUCUUUGUCACUUUUCUUCCAAGGAUGGCACUACUGUUCAGUCGAAUUUCAGCUAAAAUAAUCACCUCAGAAGAAUGGGGACUACUAUUUGUCAGAUUGAAAUUAAUGGACAUCCCACACCCUUUUAUCCUGAAGACCCGCUUUUUGAAAUAAAAUUUAUGUAAUUAUUAUUUUUUUGAAAAAGUUUAUUUUAGGGUAUCGUGUGGCCCAUGUCUUCUGCCCACUAACCCAUCAAUAGGAAUAAGGGAUGCAAAUGACGUUGUAGGAACAGGACUUGUCAUGGUGCCUACAUGUCCAUGACCUGCCAACCUUGCGUGACUGCUUCCUUCCUUGAGCAACAGGAGCACAUUUUUAUUUUGUUUGUAGGAGAGGUGCAUGUAUGAACAACAUUAUACGUGCCUACACCUGCAUCACAGUUAAGAACAAUGCUGUAAUAUAGGUUCCUUUCCAAAGAGGCACCAUGGAAUCCAAGAUGCCUAGAUUCUCCUGAAGACCCUAAACACAAAACUUACUUAAAUAGAGCGUUGUCAGUAGACUGACACAUUGAAACUACGAUAUUGGGUUUAGGAUUAAGGACGGGGUAAAAUAUUCACUCUUGCCACCCCAUAGAAAUGGAUGCAUGAGAAUAUAUGUUCUUUCUACUAUUUGGGGCAUGUUCAUAUGUCACACAGUGCUCUAAAACUAACUUUUUAUAUGUAAAAAAAGUCAUAAAAAAUUAUUUCAAGCUGUAUAAACUUGAUAUCAAAAGGCAGGACUUCUGGAUAAAGAAGACAGGGCACCUGCCACUUUUGUAACAAAUAGCCCCUCUAUUCUUCUCAGCUAUUUCCCCACAGAAUAAGCAUUCUCAGAUUGUUGUAUUCUUUUUCUUUCAGCACACCUUUCUUUGAGGCUGAAUUGUGGAUCAAAGAAUUGUAAGUCAUUUUGUUUUUUUAAUAUUAAUGAUUGCGUUUGUUUCAUAUAGUCAUCAUAUCCAGUAUCUCCAAGAGUUUGCCUUCUCUUUAAGCACACAGCUUCCAGGCUGUUGUUGCUGCCUUCCCAACAUGGGUCAAAGCAGCCAUGAUCUGUAGCAAGCACAAUCAGAUAUUGUUGAACUACGACUCUUAUCAGCCCUGACCAUUAGUCAUGUUGGCUGUGGCUGAUGGAAGCUGCUGUCAAAAAACAUGUGGAGAUUGCCAGGUGGAUACCCCUGAACUCCUAUAGGAAACAGCUGUCAAAAGUUUGGAUCUCCCUCCCACCCAUUUUUUGCUAAUGAAAUACUUACCUAAUACAGUGGAUGCUCGGGUUGUGAAUGUGAUCCGUGCGGGAAGCACGUCCGCAACCCACAGCACCGCAUCUGCGCAUGCGUGGGUUGUGUUCCGGCGCUUCUGCGCAUGCGCAAGCACCAAAACCCGGAAGUAAUCCAUUCCGGUACUUUCGGGUUCGGCGCGGUGCGCAACCCAAAAUUGCGCAACCCAAAGCGUCUGUAACCCGAGGUAUGACUAGCUUUCUCCCCCAUGCUUCUUGUCAGUCAGUUUGGAUAUGGUUUUAUUAUUGUUGAAUGCAAGAGAGAAGCUGCUUUUCUACCCCCUUCUAAACAUCAGCAUAGCUCUGGGGAGUAGCCAGGACUACCCCAAGAAUAGCUUGCAGGCCUGGAUUCAUAGAGAAUGCCAGGGUGCAUUGAUUAAUUGACCGUUGCUAGCUGCAAGGAAAUUUAGUUUUGGGGAAAGUCUGGUAGAAUGUAAAUUCCCAAUGUUCAGCUGUAAUAUUUUUUAAAAAAAUUAUUUAAUUAAAACAAGAACACAGUGGAACAUGUGAACCAAAAGCAAAGAGAAACAACAAAACUGAAUGCAAACUAAAAUUAAACAUACAUAAAGCAUAAUUUUGAUUUUUUAAAAAAUUCAUAUUCGCUGGGGGUAAAUGCUGUUGAUAUUGGGAGUAGUAACCUAACUUCACUUGUGACAGGAAGAAUUUUCAUUUCACAUUCUACCCUUUCAUCUUGGUAAUCCGUGCCUUACCAAAGCUGUCCUCAAAGAGAGAGAGAAUAAAGCCCUUCAGGAAGACUAGGCAGCUCUCUGUGGCCUUUGUGACACUUGUGAAUGGUUUCUGCAUAAGUAGAAGGCAAGGGGCCUUCUGUGUAAUCUGGUUGCAUAGUUAAAAUGUACAUAAGAUAGAUCUUCAUAAGGGGUAAAGAUGAGUUUUUACAUUUAAAUCAGAUGCCAGCAAUAAUGAUAGGUAAAGGUAAAGGGACCCCUGACCAUUAGGUCCAGUUGUGGCUGACUCUGGGGUUGUGGUGCUCAUCUCACUUUACUGGCCAAGGGAGCCGGCGUACAGCUUCCGGGUCAUGUGGCCAGCAUGACUAAGCCACUUCUGGUGAACCAGAGCAGCAUGUGGAAACACCGUUUACUUUCCUUCCAGAGCGGUACCUAUUUAUCUACUUGCACUUUGACGUGCUUUCGAACUGCUAGGUUGGCAGGAACAGGGACUGAGCAACGGGAGCUCACCCCGUCACGGGGAUUCGAACCAUCAACCUUCUGAUCAGCAAGUCCUAGGCUCUGUGGUUUAACCCACAGCGCCACCCGUGUCCCAGCAAUAAUGAUACCCAGGGCCAUUUUUUUCUCCUUGGCAAACACAGCUCAGUUCUCUCUUCAUACAAAGGUGCAUGAAGGGGCUGGUGUGCUUGUGCCAACAGGGACUUACUGGCAUCCCAGUUUGGCAGAUGGAGUCAGUCUGACCCAGCCCUCUCCAUCCUUCACUUCAAAGUGGCCCUGCCAUAAAAAUUGAUCAGGAGCCUAAACAAAUGGUCAGAUUGAUUAUAUUUGAAAGUGUCAAUGAUGCAUACGUCCAUUGCUGCUAAUGCUGAAUUCUCAAUCUGCUGCAUACAAAAAUGUUUCUAGAACCAGCGUAUAUGAUUCCCGAGCCCGUGAGAGAUGGCGACAGAUAGAAGAGCAAAAAGCUUUGGCGUUGCAAUUGCAGAAGCAGGUAAGAUGUUCAAAUGCAUUUUGUGUGUGUAUCUAAUAAACAAUCUUGGUUUAUUGAAUGUUCCAUCAGGCUUACAAAUGCUCUUCAUACCAAAUAUUACAAAGAACAAUAAAAAACAAAACUUGGUGCCUGCCCAUAAAUGGAUUAAGGUUUUUUUAAACACAUAUCACAGUUGGGAAGGCUGCCUGAUUUCUCCAGUUACAUGCCUGUUGUUGCUAGUGAUAAUAAUCGCUGAAACACCCAAAAGGCUGUAAGUAAAGAUGGAUAUUUCUCCCCCACCCAAAUUUUAUGACCUGCUUGUCUUGCUUUGAAUUGCAAAUUGAUAAGCAAGAUAUGGACCAAGAUGUGUUCAAAAACCUAUUAAAGCCAAACAAAGUUUUUCUCCAUUAUAUUUUCCACUGGUGAAGUUGGAUUCUAAAUUAAAAUUGCAUGCCUGAAUCAUAUGUGCAAAAAUAAGAUAGACACUGAAGUUGCAAAGUGAGAUGUUGCUAUCUUAGGGAUGUGUCUUUCAGAGGCUGCAGAAACAGGAUUUUUUGGUACCUGAUUCAGUCAACUUACAUUUGCGAGUACCUCUCGAGAAGGAGAUUCCUGUCACGAUUGUGCCAGAAGACAAAAAGUCCACUGAUGGGGAGGAAGAGUUCCCUGAAAUUACAGAGGUAAACAUUUUAAUGUCAAAUGUUAAAAAGCUUGACCGGCUUUGGAGAUAAUCUACAGAAACAGCUGUGGUUAUAUGAUAAAGCUGCUCCUCAGUUGUACUAUUUGAGAUUCUAGUUUGCGGAGAUUGCAUGAAUGCUGUGCUCUAAUAAAAAACAGAACAGAACAUCUCUGCACAUAGAAAAGCAACCAUGGGGAGAAGUGUUCUAGCCUAGCCUGCCCACUUGACAUGCUGGUUUAUGUACAGUGGUUUUUGGAGAAUUGUUUGUGCAGGCUCCUCCUCCUAGCGGGGCCAUCCACAAACCUAGCACUGUUCAGCUAUUAAGACCAUGAUUCCAGGCUCUUACGGGGUCCUUGCCAUGGGAUCACAUUCAUCCAGUGCUUUACCAACUGCACUGGCUCCCAGUGGAGUACAGGGUCAGGUUUAAGGUGCUGGUUUUGACCUUUAAAGCCCUUCACGGCCUACGACCCUCGUACCUACAGGACCGCCUCUCCUGGUAUGCCCCACGGAGCACCUUAAGGUCCACAAAUGACAACACUUUGGAGGUCCCAAGUCACAAGGUGGUUAGAUUGGUCUCAACUAGGGCCAGGUCCUUUUCAGUACCUGCCCCAACUUGGUGGAAUGCUCUGUCACAAGAGACUAGGGCCCUGCGGGACUUGACAUCUUUCCGCAGGGCCUGCAAGACAGAGCUGUUCCACCUGGCCUUUGGUUUGGACUCAGUCUGACUCUUAUGUUUUCCCUCCCCUUACGGUUUUGAUCCAUGGGCUACUUUUAAAAUGAGGCUGCAUUUUAAAUUGCAUUUUAACCUGUAUUUUAAAUUGUCCCCUGCCCCCAUUAUGUUUUUAUUGUAAUUUUACUGGUGUUAGCUGCCCUGAGCCCGGCUCUGGCCAGGGAGGGCGGGGUAUAAAUAAAAUUAUUAUUUAUUUAUUUAUUUAUUUAUUUAUUAUUAUUAUUAUUAUAGCCCUUUCUAUGUAAUGAGACAAAUUUAACUAGUUAUCUCAGGCAAAGCUUUUCAGCUGGAAAAGCCAAAACUACUUGCUGUAUGCAUCUCUCUUUGUUUUCUCUAGGAAAUGGAGAGGGAAAUAAAGAGUGUACUACGAAGCGGGAACCAGGAUGAGGUGCUGAGCGAAGCCUUCCGGUUGACAAUAACUAGGAAAGAUAUUCAGACUCUUAACCACCUCAAUUGGCUCAAUGAUGAGGUAACCUGAUCUUCGCUUUUUGUCCACUGCAGUUGUUUGGUUCUUGUUUAAAAUCUCCAAAUAAACCAAGAAGAGCCUUUCUAGAUCAGACCAAAUCACCGUCUAGUUCGGCAUCAUGUUUCAUAAGGUAGCCAACUGGAAGCCUGCACGCAGCCAGCAAAGAGGACAUGAGAGCCGAAUAGCCUUCUCCUACUUUCCUUCCUCACAUUUGGUAAUUCACAGGCAAACUGCCUUGGAACUUGAAGACAGUAUAAUUAUCAGUCCUCAUAAUUAUCCACUUUUGGCAGAUCAGCUGGUCUUGGAAUGACAGCUCCAACGCACAUCAAGAUCAUGGCCCAUAAUAUCUUGGUCUUGAAACAUAAGUUAGACCAUGGUGUAGAAGGCCACAAUCUGCAUUCAUAAAAUGAGACAGAUUUUUUUGAAAAAGACAAAUCAAUUAGCCUUGUAGCAGUUUGAGGUCAGCAGCCUCACGGGGCACUGCCUGGCACAGCCUCGUGUGCAUGGAUUAUAUAUUUGUCCUUUACUAGACACCCAGUUGCUGUCACCUCCCAUGAUCCCUCUUUCCUCUGAGAACCUGGGCAAAUGGGAAAGGAGGGCACAAAGAAAGAGGGGUGCCGGGGAAGGACUCCUGCUCAUCAUCCCCCCCCCGCCCUGCUUGCAAAUCCCUCCGACCGCCUCCAUUUUGCACCUUCAGCAGCACAUAAUAGGUUCAGAAAUCCUGUGUAACUUACAUUGCAAAAUCAAAUACACUGGGCAGGCUACUAUAUAGGCAUAAUAUUUUAGAGGAUUGAAAGGGUUUUGAAGUACUUGCCAUCUUUAACCUAAUGAAGAAUCCCCCCUCAAAAAAAAAUAUGCAGAUAUCUGCAGGGUUCAUAGCUUGCUAUCUAUCACCAUUUGCUUAAUGAAUAUUUUUUUCCUCUUGAAUGCAAAAAUGCUAUUUUGAAAAAUUCUGUCGUUUCCUAACAUGUAUUCCUCUCCCUCUCAGAUAAUUAACUUCUACAUGAAUAUGCUAAUGGAAAGAAGUAAACAGAGGGGCUUUCCAACGGUUCAUGCAUUCAACACAUUUUUCUUCACCAAGUUAAAAACUGCUGGGUACCAAGCUGUGAAGCGUUGGACUAAAAAAGUGGAUGUAUUUUCUGUUGACAUCCUGCUGGUGCCUAUUCACCUUGGUGUCCACUGGUGCCUAGCAGUGAGUAUAUUUAAGGUUUCGUUUAUUUGUUCCAACCUCUCAUUCUCGCUUCUGCUUCUCUGGAAUGUGCUCCGAACGGCUUCACAAUGGCUCCUCUUUUGUAACGUAUUUGUGAGCUAACAUUUUCAUAGGUAAGCUCAGUGGCUAUAAAGAUCUACAGGCUUAUGGAUAUAUUGAAAACUGCCACAGGACUAUCAUGUUGGCGCAGAGAUCAUCAGUUUUGCUCAGCUACACAAAUGUAGUCAUAUCUUUGUGUGGCUGAGCAAGAUAUUAACUCCUAAAUAGGGAUGGGAGAUAAUAUCAUCCAAAACCAGUUUGAAGUUCACCUUCUGAUAAUUGUUUCGUAAUAUUUGAGCUGGCAAUACAGUGGUACCUCGGUUGUCGAACGUACCAUAUUUUUUGCUCUAUAGGACACACUUUUCCCCCUCCAAAAAUGAAGGGGAAAUGUGUGUGCGUCCUAUGGAGCGAAUGCAGGCUCCUUGGCUUCAGCGAUAGCAACGCGAAGCCUCCAAAGCGCAGAGGGAGAGCUCCCCCCACGCUCUGGAGGCUUCGCGUUGCUUUCGCUGAAGUCCCCGGAGCGCAGGGAACUCCUGCUGAGCUCUGGGAGCUUCAGGCAGCUAUCCGCAAGCCUUUGGAGCGCAGCAGGAGUUCCCGCUGCGCUCCGAAGGCUUGCGGAUAGCCGCCUGGAGAGCGAGAGGGGUCGGUGCACACCAAUCCCUCUUGCUCUCCAGGCUUUGCUUCGCUGGAGAGGCGCUGCACAGUUUUCCUUCUCUGUGCAGCGCCCCUUCAGCGAAGCGGGAGAAGAAAUAGAAGGGGCUCCGUUUCUCCUCCCGCUUCGCUGAAAGGGCGCUGCGCAGAGAGGGGGAGAAUCCCCCCCCCCGUUCUCCCCCUCCUAUGGUGUGUCCUAUGGUCCGGUGCGUCCUAUAGAGCGAAAAAUACGGUAAUCCGUUCCAGAAGACUUCAACUUCCGAAACCUUUGACAACUGAGGCGCAAUGGGUGGUCGGCAAAUUCCACUGAGAAAAUGGAGAAAGGAGCCAUGAGGCCUCGCAGGCUGACACUUACUGUUCCGCUGCCGCCAGGCCUUGCUGCUACUGCUGCCCCCUCCUGUUGCUGCCACGAGGACUCACAGACCGCCACUGAUUGUGCCACCAUUGCCAGGCCUUGCGGAUUGUGGCCGCUACUGCCGACAUGUACCACAGACAUGGCAGGCUGUUUCUGCCACUGCUACUUCUGCCUCCUAGCAGUCCUGCUGGCAGUCCCAGAUUAUUUGUAAUCACCAAGUCUCAUCAGUCUCAUCACUGGAUUGUCCUGAAUACUGCCAUUUGGUAGCCUAGCCCAAAUCCCAAAGUCCUGUUGGGAUGCAUUUUGGCUUGCCUGCUGCUGAAGGUGACCAUGAGGUGAUUGAUAAUAUCAUCAUUUAUCAGUUUUAGACCAUUAAGCAGUAGCAGUUGCCAGGACAGUGUCCUGUUCACUUCUGCGUUAUUCCUUCCUUAUUUCGGAUAUUGUGAUGUAUUGAUAUAUCGCGAUGUUUCAAAAAUGACACAGAAAAUAAGAAAUCAAAAAGACACAAAGUUUAAUAAAGAUUGGAAUAAAUUCAUGGCAUACAUGGAAACAGAGGUAAAAAAAACUAAAAAACACAGUAGGUGUGAUAUAACACUUGUGAUGUAAAAAAUUUUUUUGAGGAAAAGAAACUGCAGAUAGAAAAAUUUUAUAACACAUUCCGAAACCGAGAUGAAGGGAAGUCAGUCAGUGUUGUGUGUUAUGUAGUCAAUGUAGUUAAUUUGUUGUUGUCUUAUGUCAGGAGUAUAAAUAUAUAUUUUUAUAUAUAUAUAUUUUUCUUUAUUUAGUUUUUUUUGGUGUGAAUGUGUUGUGUUUGUCUUUUUUGUUUGUAUGGUGUUAUAAAAUAAAAUGUAUAUUAAAAAAAAAAAAAGAUAUAUCGCGAUGUUUAGCUGGUGAUAUAUUGCAAUAUAGAAACCCAGUUAUCGUCCAGCCCUACUCCUAAAUUAAAGAGAAGUCUAUAUAUCUUUGGUGAAGUUACUUUGGUGAAGGGCUUCAUCUUUUCAAAUUCUUGUUUUCUAUAGAAAACAAGGCUGGAUGUUUUCUAGAAAGUUUUGAGUUGUGAGUGUGUCAGUGGUUUAAUGAGAUAUUCUGUCUUACUUAGGUUAUUGACUUCAGGAAAAAAAGCAUCACCUACUUCGAUUCAAUGGGAGGAACCAACACUGAAGCUUGCAAGAUAUUGUUGUGAGUGUCCCAAUACAUUUAAAUAUAUUCAAGUUUUUCCCAGCCAAAGGUGAAGAGAGCAUGCAAGACCUUCGGGUGGAUAAAAAUUAAUCCUUAUUGCUGAGAUUACAUAAAGAAAUGACUAAAUCAAAAGGGAUAGCUAACAGUAAGCAUGCCCUGGUAACCCAAGGGGCAGAUGUUACAUUCAUUUCUUUGAGGUGUAGCUUCCAACUUUUUUAGAGAGCAGUAACAUAAAUGUUUUUUUCAACUAGACAGACUUGCUGUUGAGCUACAGCCUCUGGGUUCUUAUAAGAAAUUGAUUUAUUUAAAAUAUUUCUACCCUAGCUGUCAGGGAACUGCCAUCGGCUCAGAGGUGAGAGGGGGAGGGGCAGAUGGAUUACAGAGAGCCUCCAAAAAUCGUGGGAAGCAGCACUUCCUCAGCGGAGGAAGGAAGCCCCGCCUCUAGUGGGGACGAGCUGCAGGGCUCAGAGAAUGCAAGAAAGAGCCAGGACACCGUGCCUGAGCAAAGCGGGGAGGAGGGAGGUUCCCCUUUACCCAAGCCUUCCUUGCGCAGUAGGCUUUCGUGCAGAGAGGGGAGCCGUCGGCUGGGGGUCAAGAGACUACUCUGCUGGGGAAAGUUUAAGGACCGCCCACUCUCAGAUUCUGCUAGUGAGUGACAUGGAAUAGAGGCGUUCUGUAUUGCAAAUGUUUUGCACCAAUAAUAAAGCCUUUGAAACCGGUGAGGGACCUUGCCUGAUCGCUCACCGAUAGGCAUAACACUAGCCUUUUACUAAAAAGUGCUCAAGGCAACUUACAAGUUUGAAGUAAAAUGCCAGUUACAACAACAGACUAUAGAAAACCAAACAAUAAUAGAAAGAGAUGCCUUGGAAAUUGGAUCUCUGAGCGUAAUGUAACCCAGUAUUUGAUUGCCCUUUCCAUCUGGAAAAAGAUGCCGGGAAGACUAUAGGAAUAUAGAGUAAAAGGACACAUGCAUCAGAGACUGCAAUAUUUUCAACAGUUGCAAGAGUAUGAAGUUUUCCCUAAAACAAAUCAAGGGUGGGGGGGAAUUAAUCAAGUCUAAGAAUGCAUUGCCUUGUAGCUUUGAAGUGGCAUUGGCCUGGAGAACAAUUUCGAUCUUAAUUGUUGAUCAGAUAUUUUACUGCUGAUUCAGGAAAAUGAAGCAGGCAAUUCAGAAUGAUAAAACUUUGAAAAUAUUUAAAAUAUGCUUUGUGAAUUUUUAGAUACCAGUGCAAACUUGUACACUUUUCAGUAUCCCUGGUAAAAUUAACCUCUAUCUCAGAUACCCUACCAUUUAUGAACAGAGUUCCUGCCUUUAACAUGGAAGUGGCACAAGAUGCACAGGCACCAGGCUUAGGAGCGUUGGGAUGAUUUUAUUAGUUAAGUUUUGUUAGCAGCACUCAUCACAAUGAAAGGGAAAAGAAAUAUAUACACAGCAAAAUGCAUCUUAACACUCGCAACAUACACAGUGUGCUAAAAUGGUUCAAAUUUAUAAUAAAAACAAUCUAACCAGGUUCAUAAAUAGACCAAUAAGAAGCUUCAUAUAGAAUGCCAGUCGAAGUAGUAGGCAACUUAGAAAAUGGCAUAAAGGUAAGUUUUAGCCAUUCAUGUCCUCUUUCGGGUGACGUAAAUAAAAACAAUGAAAUUGGGGGAUGAUGUUAAGAUUGGGUCCCUGAGCAGCAUUUUAUUUAUUCAUUUAUUUAAUUUAUUAGUUGCUUUUUGGCCACAGCAACUCAAAGCAACUUAAAAUAUUUUAAGCAAAAAAGCAAGCAAACACACACAUUAAAACCAGCAUAAAAGAAAACAAAUCUAAAUUAUUAUUUUUUAAGCAUGCCAUCCAUGCAAAAAGGCCAUAGAUAAAUUAAAAGCCAAAGUCCUGAUGGAACCUCCCUGGGGAGAGCAUUCCAGAAGUGGAGGAGCCACCCUUGAAAAAACUGUAUUUGACUACAGUAGCUAAUACAAAUGGAGUCAUUUGAAUUCGUCUGCAUUGUUGCACGACAUUUAGACAAAAAGAGGAGAAAAACCAUAUUAAAAAAUAAGUUAAAACCAUGAUUUAAAUUCCAAAAGCUUAUCAAGUAAUCAAGUGUUCUCCAAAUAGUAAGCAGCUUCUUUAGGUUGGUAUUAUGGGUAAUGUAGAUGGAUUGAGGAUUAAAUCUGUGACCCCAUACAGUCCAGCCCCUCAGGUGCCUGUCUGGCAAUCAUGCAUUUGUGAUUUUGACUGUAAAACCCACACUGGGUGCUCAUCCAAGAGCCUCCGAGCAGCUGCUGAGAAAAUCCUGUUCCUCAGCCUGUCCUCCGCCCGCCCCCAAAAUGGAUAAGAUUUUAAAGAGGCAGACAGUGUCUAUAAGUGGCUCUUUUGCCAUUCAUGUUGGCAGACCUUCUCCAAAGGAAAUCUGCUAACGGUGAAGAGUGAUAUAAAAGCACAGAGGGUUCCCUUGAUUAUACGGGAAAGCCAAAUUAGAUCCCAGAUUUGGUGACACGGUAGCAUGGUUAGAGCAGGAGCCCUGCAAAUUUGACCAGAUGAUGGCUAGCGGCACAGGUAGGGCAAUGGGCAGGGACUCGGCUUCCAGCUGAUUGUCGCCCUUCCUGUAAUUGCUUUUCCCUUUCUAUUUCCUUUCAGGAGGCUUUAAUUGGUUGAAUGCAGUGGGAGGAUCACACCGGGAAGAGGGGACCGAGGUCCUAUUCAUGGUUAGUGACCCUUUCAUGCUUUCAAUCUUUAGAGCUUCCUGAUUUUUGGUGAGUUUUGAAUGAUUUGCUUGCCCCUUUUUAGAAAAGGGAGAGAUUUAUGGGAUGCCAUAAAUCUCCUGUGGCUUAAAAAAAAAUGUAUUUAUCCCAUUUUUCAAAAUCUAGUUAUACUGAGAAAAUGAACCAGAUUCAUACAGAAGGGGACUGAUCCUAGUCAGCAGAAGAAUCGGAACAGAAUUAAUCCUAAUUAUUUAAGGAGUCUCAAUUAUUUAAGGUAGCCAGGCUAGGAAAGAUGUUUUUCUGCCUAAGACCCACCCCCCGGAGAACUACUGCCGAUCAAAGUGGACAAUAUGAGGAUAGACGUAUAAUGUUGUGAUUUGAUAUCAUGCCGCUUCAUAUGUAAAUACAAUUUCUGCCCUUAAUUAGUUACGCCACCCGUGCCUUCUACUGAUGUAGAGAAUUGAGAUGAGGCAUGCUUCGUUAUGUAAAAGCGAAGCAGAAACGAUUAGCCCAUGUUUGCUCAGAAUGAGAUCAGACAUGCACAAGAAGUGAAAUAUGAAGCAGGUGUGUGAGUCCUUUUUAAGUUUCUCUCCUAAUAUACAAAGGAAGAUGCAGAGGGAUGUGUAUACAAGAUAUAGGUACAUCUCUUGCAGAGACCAUCUGUAGUGCUUUGGCAUAUGGCUGGUGUCCUUGUCAUCUUCAAAAUAUUUGUAUGCUGUCCAGCAGAAAAUAUUCCUUGAGGGAAUCCCAACUUCAAAGUUAAGAGGUUGUUGAAACUAUAUAAUCCUAUACAGUGGUACCUCGGGUUACAUACGCUUCAGGUUACAGACUCCGCUAACCCAGAAAAAGUACCUCGGUUUAAGAACUUUGCUUCAGGAUGAGAAUAGAAAUCGCACGACGGCAGCACGAGGCCCCAUUAGCUAAAGUGGUGCUUCAGGUUAAGAACAGUUUCAGGUUAAGAACUGACCUUCCGAACGAAUUAAGUACUUAACCCGAGGUACCACUGUAUAGUUUAUAAAAUUAUAUAAUUAUUAUUUAUAAAACUCUACAAUCCUUUGGCUAGGUUCCCAAAGCACGCCCCCCCCCCCCCGUAUGAUAUAUUUAUGUGCUUUUCUAUCUUGAGAAAUUUCUUACAGGGAAGUUGACAUUUUUCAGAAUAUCAAGUCGAUCCCAAGUAAUACAAAGUCUUAAUUUAAGUGUAUUCAGUUUUAUUUCCAAAUAAUGUUAUUGCUUAUACCUCUGCUGUACCUAAAGAGCUGUCUCUUUCAUGCCUAUUUAGAAAUAUAAAAAGGGAUCACUCAAAUUACCGUAGGCCAACCAAUAUAAUUUGUGGGAAUCCAGUGGAUUUCCCCCCCCUUUGGACCACAGACUCCGAUGCCAUAUCACAGACUGCUUUUGAGACUCUCCUCCGUCUCAGAAGUGGCUUGCUAUACAACAUGGGGGCUGCAGCUCAAGAAAAAGCCCCCAGUCUUGUUGCUUACCCAGGACUAGUUGCAUGAUUCUUGAGCAAAAAACCAUAAGAAUAUGAGAGCUUGAAAAUAUACUAUGAGUGAGAGAUCAGGCUGUGUAGAAGGGAAGGGCCAAUAAGACAGGAGGAAAUUAUUGUGUAUUUUGUGUAAGCAGCUGAGUUUGUUUUUAUACACCAUGGUGACAGUUACAUACAUCUGAAAUAAGAAGCAGUGGGGAGGGGGUUAUGGCUGCAGUCAGGUCUUUCAUCCAACAGGGGAAUGCAUAAGGGGGAAAAACCCACCCAAAGUGAUUGGGAACUUUUUGCUUUAGAAACAAGGUACAAUAUAUUAACAGGAAGAAUGAGCAGCCAUUGAAACUUGCAUAUCAGUGAACUUGCAUAUCAAUAUCUCAAAACAACUGCCUUGGGCCUCAGAUACAUAGAACUGGUGCUAUUAUUAGGCCAUUUCUGACCUACCUCAAUAACCAGAACAUUGUCAUUUCAUUGGAUGAUCAUCUUUAUGGGAUUUAGGGGAAGUGGUAGGAAAAGGGUUUCAGAAAACUACCGUAGCCAAUAGCAAACUAUUGGAAAGCUUAUUCUUUUUAACACUGGGGGAAUGUGGACCUGGUCUGUUGCGGUAUUUAUCCUACUGGGGUUGCUUGACCUCAUGUUAAAUGCUAGACCCAGUAGCUUCUCUUAUCUCAAAGGGGAAGGUUUGAAACUCUCUAGAGGCGCUUGAAAGUAGGAAAUACUUAGCGCAGCUAUAAGAUGUAACCAGGUGAACAGACCUUGUGAGUGUUGUAAAUUAUCAUAUAAAUUUAGCUGAAACUGAUAGUAAGUUGUCCAUCCUUUUCUCAAGGUAAUAAAAUACUUAAUACAGUAUGGGUGUACAUACUGUGGACUGGUUGCAUAACAUUGGUUACUGGUUGUCUGCAAGUCCUUCUCAUGUCUGAAUACAUGUCCAGGGUCAACUUGCCACAUUUUCUUUGCAAAGAGUUUCAUUGUGUUUUGUGAUCCACUCAUAUACGGACCGUUAGUGCAAAUAUUGCUUCGGAUUAGAAAUAAAAUAAAAUACUUGGGUACAGUGAUAAGUGCAAUGCAGAGUUCAUUUUUCAGGGGACUUUCUAUCCAGAAAAGUAGUGCUGUCCUGUGAAUUAAAGUCCAGAAUUGGGCUAGGAGAAGCAAUUCUGAAAUUAAAAGUAACCCCCCCCCCAAUAAUUAAUUACUUAAUUGGGUUUUUAUCCUUUUUUGCUGGUUGUGUACUUGCUAAAAGUGUUUCUUCUUUUCGAUCCUCUGCAGGCAGUACCUAAAGCAGGAAAGCUUGGACAAAAAGCGGAAGGAAUUUGAUACCAAUGGCUGGGUGCAGCAGAGUAAACGGAACCAGGUAUUUGGAUCCUACAUAGCUGACCACAUGAGUGUCUGAAAUGCUCUUAUCCUAUUUCCACUUUCCUAAACUAAUGGUGUGCCUGGCUCUUAAGGUUUUUGAGUGUAACUGUUAGAUCAGGGUGGCCCUGGUGAUACAGCUUGCCAAGCGCUGGCAAAAUUGGGCCCCUUUUCUGUCCACUGCAGCGCUGGGCUGAGAUGCUUCUUUAUUCAGCCCAGCGCUGGGAUGAAGAAAUUGCCUGAUCCUAGCACUGCAGUUAAGCGGUGAGUAUAUAUAAUAUAUACAGAGAGAUAUAAGAGUGUGUGGUCUGUGUAUGAGUUUGGGUAGAGCCUGUGUGUGUGUGUGUGUGAGAGAGAGAGAGAGAGAGAGAAAGCUAGCUGUAUGUAGUGUGGUUGGGUCCAUGUGAGUGGCAUGUGUACCUCAGGCUUGGCCAACCUUGAAUUCUAGCCCUUGGGCCAUAAAAGGUUAGCCGUGCCUGUGUCAAAGAAAAUAAUGUGUACUGUGAGAAAAUGAGAUAGUGUUAUUUGUUUCAUAGAUAGAAAGGUGUGAUGUGCCUCACGCAAUUGUCUGUGAUCGGAGGUUCUAUGUCAUGGUAGGCAAACUAAGGCCCGGGGGCUGGAUCCGGCCCAAUCGCCAUCUCAAUCUGGCCCGCGGGCGGUCCAGGAAUCAGCGUGUUUUUACAUGAGUAGAAUGUGUGCUUUUAUUUAAAAUGCAUCUCUGGGUUAUUUGUGGGGCAUAGGAAUUCGUUCUUCUUUUCUUUUUCAAAAUAUAAUCCGGCCCCCCACUAGGUCUGAGGGACAGUGGACUGGCCCCCUGCUGAAAAAGUUUGCAGACCCCUGUUCUAUGUGCACGGAGUCUCUGGUGCCAGCAGCUUUCCCAACUACUAUUACAGGCACCAACCACAAGAGAGGUCAUGUCCAGCUCUCUUUCCUCCGCACUUGGGACAAAAAGCAGCCAUCAGUCAUCCGUCCCCAUCCCCCUGUCCGUCCGCCGCCCCCCCGCUCCUCAAUAGCACCUCACUUCUGACAGAUAAGACUAUGUCUCCUGAAUAUUUCCCUUCCUGAUCUCACUGCUCUAGCCUUCAGUUGAAAAAGGAAGGGAAAUCAGCCAGUGAUGGAGAACAGGGAAGGGAAACAGUAUGGAGUGACUUCUUUGCCAGAAAAAAGUGGGGAGCAAAUUGCAGCAGUUCUCUCAUUGUCCUGAGCAUGCGGUGAGAAUGGAGCAAGAAUGGGUGCCUCUGAUCAUACGUACCUGUAUAAGCUGUUGGAACUAAGACUACAAGCAUCCAAAGGUCUCUGUACAUGCGCAGUGCCUGUAACAUAUUUCUGUUCCUUUCCUUUUCCUUGUUUGUCAGGAUGGAAGUAUUCCAGUCUUGCUAUCUUGGCUGAAAUACUGACUCAUUUGUUCCCAUUAAUUCUGAAGACUCGCUCAUGCAUGGUGGGGUUCUUUGGGUUUCUUGAACCUUUCAUUACCUUGUGCAGUUUAUAUCAUAAUUAUUUGGUGAAGCUAACAUGAGGUUUUUGUCUUCUAAAUAGAGAGGGCUGGGUUUGUUUGUCUUUUAAAGGAGAUCCCUCAACAGAUGAAUGGAAGUGACUGUGGGAUGUUUGCCUGUAAAUAUGCUGACUGCAUUACCAAAGACAAACCAAUCAAUUUCACUCAGGUAAGUUGGCUCACCUGGCUAGUGGGCACUGCAUUGGUAGAAUGCUAGCUUAUAUUAUUACAGUGCUGUCUUCUAGUCUUAAUAGUGCCCAAAGCAAACCAAUUUUUAACCAAGAAAACCAAAGCUCCGUGGCCAGAAGAAGGAAAAUCCAAGUAGAUAAUUUUCCAUAUAUUUGCUUAUCUCAUGCAAGUCGAAUUGUAAGAUUGUGGGUUUCAAUAACAUUCUGAAUGUAUAGCUUGUAGUAAUUGUUGUAAUAAUUGUGCCACAAGAUAGGGAGCUCAUGUGGGCAGCUGUUUUGCUCCCCAUAGCAAGAUCCUUAAAUUUGGAUUCAGAGCCUUAUGAUAUGGAUAAGCAAGUUAUGCCCUUUAGUAAUUCCAGGACUAUAACCUAUAUUAAAGGUCCACAGCUACCUUUGUGGUGACUUUUCAGUUUUUUGUUACCUUACCACCAGCAUGUUUAAAAAGUAUGGCACAAGAACCUGUUGCGUGAUGGCACUGUGUUAGAAUUAUCUUCAUCUAUUACCUCCGUUGGAGGUCAAAAUUCUCAUUCUGUCAACAGCAGGCCAGGUCUGUGUUGCAGAAUUAGUGCUUGUAGCAAUUGAAAGAAGUGUCACCUAUAUCUGCUCAGGGACAAGCAGAAUUGUGGAUGUGGGGUUAGGAUAGCCAGAUCAAACUGGAAAAGUAACUUUUUAAUGGAUUUUAAGAUCUGGUGGUACUAGCCCUGGUUUUGUGUUUAAAAACAGAUCACUUGGAAUAUAGCUGUCUCAGUAUGAGGCUUGCAGUUUGCCAGUAUAUAUCAAAUGACCUUGUCAUUUGAAGCAAGUAUUGAUGUUGUUGUGUUUCUUUUGUUAAAGCAACAUAUGCCUUACUUCCGAAAAAGGAUGGUCUGGGAGAUCCUACAUCGCAAGCUGCUGUGA
This is a messenger RNA of Podarcis lilfordi (Lilford's wall lizard), 25195 nucleotides long. The record is from the annotation of a GenBank genome assembly. NCBI's taxonomy places the organism in Eukaryota, Metazoa, Chordata, Lepidosauria, Squamata, Lacertidae.